UAAAAACCAAGAAACAUCUUUGCUUUAAUUGUCAUUUUUCUCCAAUGGACACUUGCUGCUACUAAUAAUCUUCUUGACUUCCAAAUUUUAUAGAUAAAGAAGUUAACCAAAGCUGUAAUGAUUGUAAUAUCCUCUCUGCUCACGUCAAUACAAACAAUUAAAGAUAAAUCAAAAGUUUCCUUCUAAUCGUGGGUAGGGACCAGGAGAAAGUGGAGGGCUUUGAAAGUUGAAUGCAUUGAAAAGGAUAGAUACUGAUAUAUCUGAAGAUGGUAGAAGUUUGUAGAAAAGAGGAUCAGCUUCCAAUCACGUUCUAUCUAUUUAUCUAUUUAAUAAUUAGAGAAAGUACCAGAAGCUUCUACUCCUUACCUCUUUUGCAAAGGAAACAAGGAAACCAGAACCCUCUUCUCAUUUCUAUAUAUAGCUUGCUCAUUCAACUUCUCACCCAUCGAAGAAGAGAACAAAGCAAAGCCAUUUAGUACUGAAGAUUUCCAUCAGCUUCAAAGUUUCCAAACAUGUCACUCAUUCCCAGUAUACUCGGAGGCAUACGAACCGAUGUCUUUGAUCCAUUUUCACUGGACAUAUGGGAUCCUUUCGAUGGAUUCUUCAGCUCAAUGCUUGCCAACGUGCCCUUUUCAGGACGUGAAGCCUCAGCUUUUGCCAAUGCAAGGGUCGACUGGAAAGAGACCCCGGAAGUGCAUAUCUUUCAAGCUGACCUCCCGGGACUGAAGAAAGAAGAGGUGAAAGUUCAGGUUGAGGAAGGUAGGAUCCUCCAGAUAAGUGGGGAGAGGAGCAAAGAAAAAGAAGAGAAGAAUGACAAGUGGCACCGCGUCGAGAGGAGCAGUGGCAAGUUCCUGAGGAGGUUCAGGUUGCCUGAAAAUGCAAAGAUGGAUCAGGUUAAGGCUAGCAUGGAAAAUGGUGUACUUACUGUAACUGUUGCCAAGGAGGAGGAGAAGAAACCUGAAGUCAAGCCCAUUGAGAUUUCUGGCUAAAAAUUGUUUUUGAGCCAAAAAAAAGUACCAUGAAGGGAAAAACGUGUGGUUUUGUUCUGUUUUGUCUCUGUGUUGUCAUGGCCUGCUGGAUUUAAGAUCCUUGUAAUUAAAUCCAAUAAAGAUUAAGUGUUACUUGCUUUCCAUUUUAUCAUCCAACUGUCAGGUUUCCACCCAACUGGGUCAUCAUUUUACAUUUCUGGAAAGAAAAGACAGCCUAUCAAUGUUACCAAUAAUUACUACAGCUUACUCAAACUUAACUUGGGUUAUGUUCUGCAGUGUGCAUACAGAAUAUCUGUUAUUUAUCAUUAAGUUGUGGUAUUUCUCUCUCAAGAAAAGAAAAAAGGGAAGAGAUUGAGAGACAAACCACACUUACAAGUUGUGGCGAUAGCUCACCUAGAAUUAAAGGAAUGAUGUUUACUUUCAUUCCCAGUUUGAGUGAAGGUUAGUUACAGAAAGUUGUCAAUAUAUUUGUUUCAGGUAACUGUUCAAUGAAAAAAAAAAA
This is a messenger RNA of Theobroma umbraticum, 1491 nucleotides long. RefSeq names its product 18.1 kDa class I heat shock protein-like. The record is from RefSeq and is a predicted model, not a curated record. Lineage: Eukaryota; Viridiplantae; Streptophyta; Magnoliopsida; Malvales; Malvaceae.